Messenger RNA from Eriocheir sinensis (Chinese mitten crab), 2781 nucleotides. It is a transcript of the gene shv, whose product is annotated as dnaJ homolog shv-like. Gene Ontology annotation, molecular function: misfolded protein binding. The transcript is spliced from 8 exons. The record is from RefSeq and is a predicted model, not a curated record. Gene Ontology annotation, biological process: protein folding; protein maturation. Gene Ontology annotation, cellular component: endoplasmic reticulum. The coding region runs from base 95 to 1171 and encodes 358 amino acids. NCBI's taxonomy places the organism in Eukaryota, Metazoa, Arthropoda, Malacostraca, Decapoda, Varunidae.
UUUAAUAUAUAAGGAAAAGAGAUAUUGUUAUCCGGUUAAUAAGACUCAUCCUUCGGCCCGAGUCCCAGACCAAGACCAUCAGUGAAGUGUCAAGAUGGCGCCGAGGUGGACGUGUGUCGCCUCCUUGCUGCUCUUCCUCGUCAUAUCGUGUGAAGCAGGGCGGGACUUCUACAAGAUCCUGGGGGUGCCGAAGGAUGCCGGGGUGAACCAGAUCAAGAAAGCCUACAGACGGCUGGCCAAGGAGUACCAUCCAGACAAGAACAAGGACGACCCACUUGCCGAGGAUAAGUUCAAAGACCUCGGGGCAGCCUACGAGGUGCUGGUGGAUGAGGAGAAGCGGCAAAAAUAUGAUAGGUGUGGCGAGGAGUGCGUGGCCAAGGAGGAUGGCUUCGGUGGGAUGGACCCCUUCGCCAGCUUCUUCGGGGACUUUGGCUUCGGCUUUGGGGGCGGCGGAGGCGGCGGCCGGGAGAGAGAGGCAGCGAGGGGGGGAGACGUCACAAUGGACAUGCACGUCACCCUUGAGGAGCUCUAUGUCGGGAACUUUGUGGAGAUGGUGCGCAACAAGCCAGUGAUGCGAGCCGCUGCGGGAACGAGGCGCUGCAACUGUCGGCAGGAGAUGGUGACGCGACAGCUGGGUCCAGGGCGGUUCCAGAUGACGCAGCAGCAGGUGUGCGACGAGUGCCCCAACGUGAAGCUGGUGAACGAGGAACGCACGCUGGAGUUUGAGAUCGAGCCGGGCAUGGUGGACGGGCAGGAGCACCGGUUUGUCGGGGAGGGCGAGCCACACAUUGAUGGUGAUCCGGGAGACCUCAUCAUCCGCAUCAAGACCCAGCCACACUCAAGGUUUGAGCGCCGCGGGGACGACCUCUACACCAACGUCACCUUGUCACUGCAGGAGGCCUUGCUGGGCUUUGAGCUGGACAUUCCCCAUCUGGACAACCACAUGGUGCAUGUGGUGAGGGAGAAGCCAACGUGGCCCAGCGCAAGGAUCAGGAAGAAGGGCGAAGGCAUGCCCAACUACGACAACAACAACCUCUUCGGCACGCUCUACAUCACCUUCGACGUGGAGUUCCCCAAGGCAGAGUUCACGCCAGAGGAGAGGGAAGCCCUGAAGAAGAUCCUGAAGCAGGAGUCCAUAGGAAAGGUGUACAAUGGCCUGCGUGGAUACUGAUGACUGUGCUGGCCUAGGGAAACUUUUGUACAGAUUGUUAUAACUUAUGUAAUGGUAUGUGUGUGUGUGCAUGUGUGAGCGCAUGUAAUUUGCAUCAGAACAUUGAUAUUAGUACCCCAAGUUGUGAUGGGAAUGGUGACAGUCACAUAUUGAGUACAAAAUGCUCAAUAAAAAACAGUUGUCAAUAUUUUUUAGUUUAUAAAGCAGUGUAGAGUUGUACUCCCACUUUUUUCACCGUUGUGUUGUACCAAAGUAACAUAACACUUGAGGAUACUUUUGGUCUUGCCAGCAGUCAUUUCUUGUCACCUCCUCUCAGUGCCACUCACCUUGCACCAGAGUGAGCCUUCAAGAAGUACAGUGCCAGUCUAGGACCCAAAGUGCAUGAUGGUGUGUGUGGAGUUUCAUUUAGUAUCAUCCUCUGUGAAGACAAGUUUGUUCUACUUUGUAGAGAAUACGUAUAUACGUAUAUGAAAUUAUGGCAUUGAAUUAAAAAAAAAAAAAAAACGGAGACUUCAUUCUUUGUCUUGCAUCACACUCAGGUAUUGUCACACGAUGUACAUGUUGUUGGCAUCCACAGAUAGUACUGAAUAUCACAACUUCAUAAGGGCACAAAUAAAUAUUACACUUCAUAGGCUUGUGUACUUCAGAACUGUGAGGUGUAUGACACAUUAUGUAUAGUAAACCCUCAGUGGUUAGUCACCUAAAAAAUAUUUUUGCUCUAAUUAACUACAUAAACACAAGCAGUAGGAUCACAGACUCUGCUUUUAUAACAUUAUAUUUUGAUUAUCUUCUCAUUAUUUGUAUCACAGUACUGCAGCAUUGUUUUCUCAAAAUCAUAAGGUUGCAGUAUAAAAUGCUUGCAUCCAACAAUACAAUGUUGCCAUUGCUAAAAACUGCUUGUGUGACAUUGCAAUAAGAAUGCAACAUUGACAACUUCUGUAUGGUGUACAGAAUUUGAGAUAAUACUGACACCUGUUCUUAUGGUCUCCCUUGGGGUUCAGAAAGUUAUUUUCAUGUGUGGCAUUAUAACAACAUGAACAAACCUCUUUGUCAGAAGGCAGAUGUUUGGACAGACACUGUUUGUUUCCCUGUGAUAUGGCAUCCUUUAGUGCUGCUCAACAUCAGUAAAAGCUUUUGUUAAUGUUCCUUCUUUUUGAUAAAUUCUCUUAAAUUAAGGAGAAUUUUGGCACACUGUCAAUUGUAGAUGCCACUUUUUUCACAACACAAAAUAUCUACGAUAAUUAUUUGCCUAAACAUCUCCAAGUUUUAAAGCAGAAAUUGCAUUUACACUUCCACAAAACACAAUCUGCCACUGCAGGGUUACUUGGUCACAGAAUUACUGCAGCUUACACACCGUCUUUGUCUCAAGAUACCAGAAAGCGUUUUGAUUGGAGAGAGGGUUACUCAACAAGGGCAUAGCAUAUACAUUGUUUUAAGUUCUCCUUCUCAGUGUUUGCGAGGCAUAGUAUUAGCAUGCUUUGUGAAGUUGGUGAGUAUGUGGUAGUGAGCGUGUAAAUGUGUGGGUGUGGAUUUGUGGUGAAUGUGGACUUGGGGUGUGAUUGCCUGUGUGUACAUGUGUGUGAAACUGCAGAAAUGAAUAGAAAAAUACA